This is a messenger RNA of Mercurialis annua (annual mercury), 2740 nucleotides long. Its product is annotated as probable UDP-3-O-acylglucosamine N-acyltransferase 2, mitochondrial. The transcript has 4 exons. Bases 108 to 629 code for a protein of 173 amino acids. Gene Ontology annotation, biological process: lipid A biosynthetic process. Lineage: Eukaryota; Viridiplantae; Streptophyta; Magnoliopsida; Malpighiales; Euphorbiaceae. The record is from RefSeq and is a predicted model, not a curated record.
UAAUACUUUGUGCCAAGUUGAGGGGGUAAAAUGCUUCUUUGUUCCAAAAUGAAUAGGCAAAACCCAUAAUAGUGAUAGUUGAACUACUGCUAAAUCUCUUACACAACAUGGCUGUUUCGAAUCGAGUUCCAUUGAAAUCAUUCAUCAAACAUUUCCCCGCGUUGUGUACACUGCGCGACGCUCUCCGUAGCUACUGCACAACCCAUUCGGUUGAUCAAAUUGAAAGCCUCUCAAUACCAUUGAGCGGCACUGGAACAAAUGGGCUAGAGUUUUUAAGAUGGAGAAAUGGAGGUGGAAUGUUUCACAAAUCAGCUAAUAUAGACCCAACAGCGCUCGUCGAAAUCGGUGCAGUAGUGCAUUCUGAAGCUGCUGUUGGUGCUAAUGUACUUGUUGGAUCAGGAGCUGUUAUUGGACCUAAUGUUGUUGUUGGUCAUUUUACUAAGAUAGUGUAUAAAGUCUCCCUAAGCAAUUGUAGUAUUGGUGUUUCAUGUGUGAUUCAUAAUGGAGUAUGCAUUGGUCAAGAUGGUUCCAAUUCAUUAAUGGCGAAGACAAGUUGCAGCAACUUGGAAGGUAUGAAAUGGCUUUUGUCAAACACUUUGAACUGUCAACUGCAAAGAUAUCAGGUUUAAGGGCUGAUCUAUUUUUUGGAGAAACUACGGGGAUAUUUUUUAACCUUUUGCCAAAAUGGAGACAUAACUGAAUGAUUCCAACUUCCAGGUACUACAGUUUACUUCUAUGUUUUUCUUUUUAAUUUUUUAAUUUAGGCUUGCUUCCCCGUUUAGGCCAACUACUUCACAUCAAAAUAAAGUAAUAUUUCUGUCUUUAUUCUUAAAAAGAAAAUAUAUAAGUUUCAAAAAAUAUAUAUAUAUAAUUAAGUUUAUAUUGCAAAAUAAAUAGGCAAAACACAAAAUAGGCCCCUUGAACUUUUCCUUCUAUUUUCUUUUGUAAUUUGACUUCUAACUAAAGUUUUAUUUAAUUGAGUAUCAACUUUUAAUUUUGUAAUUUAUAAAUCCAAAAUAACGAAAGUUGCGAUAAGGCUUAUAAUUAAAAAGCGUGCGAGGCUGUUAAAUAAAUGAAAUUUAUUUUAUACAUUUUGCAAUAAAGUCCAUGAGUACAAUUUGAUUGAAUUGGCUCCUCAAGUUUUUAUUUUAUUAUAUUCAACUCCAUUUUAGAUGUAAAAUAUGAUUGAACUAAUCAUGUGAAAAUACUUUAACUAAUUAUAUAUAUAACACAUAUUUUUUUAGCAUAAUAAAUUUUUAAGAAUUUAAUUUUUUCUUCUUUAAAUUAUAACUUGUUCCAUGUUAGAUCACCUGUUUUUCUUUUAUUUUUAAUAAAUUAUCUAUUUAAAUAAGAUAUAACUUUAAAUGAUAUGUUAAGCUAAUUUAAAAUGCGUACUUUUUGAUAACAAAAUUACAAGUUAAGAAAAAAGACGGUAAAUUUUGUUUGUCUUCAAACAAGAACUCAUUUUGCCCCGUAUUUUAUUUUGAAAUGUUCCACUUUUGAAAUCUCAUUUAUACUUUUAGAGUAUUUUUACAUUUAAGUUCCUCCUUUACCCUUCUUUCUUAAUCAUGUUAAAUUAUAAAUUCUACAAAGACUAAAUUACCGUUAAUAAGAGUAAAGUGAAACAACAGACUUUAAUAAACGUUUUUUUAACUUUUGUAUAGAAUGAAAUGAGAUUUUAAAAAUGGGAUGGAUACUAGUUUUGUUAGAAUUUUACAAUAAAAAUAUCACACAUUUUAAAUUGAUUUAGUUUAAUUCGUAUAGUUAUACUUAUUGUGAUUGAUUAAUAUUUAGACUAUUUACGUAUAUAAUAUUAUUUUAAAAUAAAAAACGGUAUUAUUCUCAUUUUUUGCUUUGUCAAGGAGUUUAACAUUAAAAAAUAAAAGGUAAAGGAGUCGAUUGAAUAAAAUUAUAAAUUGAUGGAUCAAAUGUAAAAAAUUGCGAUUGUUUUUAUAAUUAAAAGAAGUACUAUAUGUUUGUAAUCCGUGUUCCUAAAUUCUACUAGUCAUAUUAGUUGAUACAUUUUACAGUUUAGGGACCCAAUUAGACAAAACUAAAGUUGGAGAAUCCAAUUAAAGAAAUGGCUAAAAGUUCAGGAUCUAUUAUGAGUUAUGCCAAGAAUGUCCAUUUUUAUUUUGUUUGGUGAGUGACUAGUUCCCUACUGCAAAAUUAGUUUCAAAACAUGGCUAUUUUUAAUAGAAUUCCAUUGCGUUCAAUCAUAAAACAUUCCCCCGCGUUGUGUACACUGCGCGACGCUGUCCGUAGCUACUGCGCAACCCAUUCGGUUGAUCUAAUUGAAAGCCUCUCAGUCACAUGUAAUUUCUCAACACUUCAACUCUUGUGCACAUAACCUGUUCGAUAAAAUGCGUCUGAGACUAUAUGAUUUUUGUUUCUUCUAUCAAGUUUAGUGGGCGGCACUGGAACAAAUGGGCUGGAGUUUUUAAGAUGGAGAAAUGGAGGUGGAAUGUUUCACAAAUCAGCUGAUAUAGACCCGACAGCGCUCGUCGAAAUCAGUGCAGUAGUGCAUUCUAAAGCUGCUGAUGGAGCUAAUGUUGUUGUUGGUCAUUCUACUAGGAUAGGGUAUAAUGUCUCACUAGCAAUUGUAGUAUUAGUGUUUCAUGUGUGAUUCAUCAUGGAGUAUGCAUUGGUCAAGAUGGUAAGAUUUUAGUUGUUUUGAAGUUUGGUUUUGUUGUUCAAUCAAUCAAAAAAAGUAAGCAAGUAGCAAUUUGAAAUUUUGAUA